This is a messenger RNA of Capsicum annuum, 2932 nucleotides long. RefSeq names its product BTB/POZ domain-containing protein At3g50780. Bases 896 to 2506 code for a protein of 536 amino acids. The record is from RefSeq and is a predicted model, not a curated record. NCBI's taxonomy places the organism in Eukaryota, Viridiplantae, Streptophyta, Magnoliopsida, Solanales, Solanaceae. The transcript has 2 exons.
CCCAAAUGGCAUGCCUGUCUUGUUGAUCAUUCUCAGUUGUAGAGAGACAAAGAGCUUUCCUUCUUACAGUGAGAGAGAGAAAAAGAUAGUAAAUUCUUUAGACCCACAAGGCACAGUCAUAAAAACAGAAAGCUAAAUAAAAGCAAACAUCAUUGAGACAAAGUGACGCAGCGCAUAAACCAUCAUUUUCUUUUCUGGUUCUUGUUUUCUUUAUUUUAAAUAAAUUCAUUUGGACCCCAAUUUUUUAUAUUCCCAAAAAAAUAAAAAAAAAUCUAUUGAACAUAUAGGAGAAGCUCAUCAUGCCACUCUGUUAAAUCUCUGCUUUGUUGGUUCCCUUGAUGCUUGGCAUCAAAGCUUCAUUCAAUCAUUUUUAGUGGCUCUUCUUGCACUCUUAAAUUCAAGAUUUGGGGUUUCGAAAAAAUUCCCAGUUAGCUCUUUCUGUUUGUAGGUGAGUCUUUGUUCUUUUCUGUAUUUUCAAGAAUUUGGGUGUUUCAAGAAUCACUUUUUCUUGCUAUUUAAGCUCUUUGGGAGUGGUGAGUUUCCUUUAUACUGUUAAAGGUUUGAUCUUUUUUUGUUUGUUGGCUUCUCGGUGAAAGAAAGAUUGGAACUUUUUUUCUUUACUGUUAAAGUUUUGGAGUGCAAUUGGUUUAGUAGCUAGCUUUUGUUAGGUAAAAGUGGGAAGUAAAGUUAGGUCUUUGAUGUUUUGUCCUAAUCAGGAUAUGUUUAUUCUUAUGAUCAAAGAGUUUCUCAGUUCUGAAUUGUUAACCUGAUUUCAAUUUCAUCAUCCAUGAUAAUGUAUAGUGGAUGUUGAAGUUACUGUUUAGUGAGUCCACAUUCUUGUUCCAAUUGUAAAUGCCAUAUAUUGAAUUAGUUAUGCAUUGAGUUUUGUUCAAGAAUGUCUGAAAUUAGAGUGACAAAGGUAGAACAAGGCCAAACCAAAAUUAGGAAUGUUCCAAUUGCUGUGACCCCGGAGGGUUUCUGGUGUUGUCCUUCUCCCAAUGUGUUUCAGAAGAGCCUCAAAACACAGAAUACUUUAAAUAAGCCUAGAACUCCUCUUCCUACAGCUCAAACCCCGGGUCAGAAGAAGCAAACUUCAGUAACUGAGAAAAGACCAGCUAGUGGUGCACCUAAAUCGGGUACGGUUUCUGAUGAAAAACGAGGUGUUAGUUCUGAUACACCAGCUGUUACUGCAUCGGUGCCUGCAGAGAGAACGCCUCGGUCAAAGACUGAAAAUGUACCAAAGAAAGUGUCCAUUGAGUUUGGUGAACCUGGAACUAGUGAUCUCAGGGUGAUCUUGCUAGGGAAGCAGGGUUUCACUGUGAAGUUGAAUGUUCACAAGAAUAUUCUGGUAGAAAAUAGCAAGUUUUUUGCUAAUAAAAUAUCCGAACAACAGCCAGUUUUUCCUUGCAUUGAAAUUGAUGAUUGUGAGGAUGUUGAGAUAUAUGUUGAAACCAUCGGCCUAAUGUAUUGCAAAGAAUUGAAGCAGCGGUUGAUCAAGCAAAGUGUUUCUCGCGUUCUGCGUAUUAUCAAGGUAGCGGAACAACUUGGAUUUAAAUCAUGCAUGCAGUCAUGUUUAGAGUAUUUGGAAGCAGUACCAUGGGUUGGAGAGGAAGAAGAGGAGAAAGUUGUUUCUUCAGUCCGACGGCUGCAGAGUGAGGGAAUUGGAGUGAUCCCUGUGUUAAAGAGGGUGUCAUCUGAUAUUUCUAAGCCUCACAAGGACACAUUCUCGCACAUCCUAGAGCUGGUGCUCAAAAGUAAUGAAGAGAGAGGCCGCCGGGAAAUGAAAUCUGUUGUAUUGAAGCUCCUCAGGGAAAAUAACUGUCUUCCAAGUUCCUCCGACUCAGUUGACAGUUAUAAUGAAAUAAUAUAUGGCUCGUGUAGAAGUUGCCUGGAUUCAAUGUUGAUUCUGUUCAAACAAGCAGCUGAACCUGAGUUCAGUGGGAACUCUAUUGAUUCCAGAGAUCCUGUAGUGAAGCAGAUGGUUCUAGAGGCUGAUAACCUCUCAUGGAUGCUUGAAAUUUUAACUGACAGGCAAGCAGCAGAUGAGUUUGCGGUGAUGUGGGCUAGCCAGCAGGAACUGGCUUCUCUGCAUACUAAGCUACCUAUUGUGUCCCGCCACCACCUGAGCUGCAUCACAUCAAAGCUAUUUGUAGGAAUAGGAAAAGGGGAGCUUCUGCCAUCAAAGGACACACGUAACCUCUUGUUACAGACCUGGUUACAGCCAUUGAUCAAUGACUACAGCUGGUUGCAGCAUGGAUGCAGAUCAUUUGACCGUAAGGUAGUGGAGGAAGGAAUUGGCAGGACAAUCCUGACACUUCCUCUGGAGGAACAGCAGAGCAUUUUACUUUCUUGGUUAGGCAGUUUCCUCAAGUCUGGUGAUAAUUGUCCAAAUCUUCAAAGAGCAUUUGAAGUCUGGUGGCGUCGGACUUUUGUCAGACCAUAUGCGGAGUCAGGAAAUAGCCGCCCAUUAAACCAAGUGAUGACUCCAAAGGUAACGGAGCAUUAGAAGUUCAACGUAUCAUGUAGAGGAAGCCGUUGAAGACCGAUGUUUUGUCGGAUUUAAGGAGGCUUCUGUAGUAUGCAAUCAAGGAAGCAUGGGGGUGUAAACUCAAUGGUCUUAAUGGUGGCUUUGUCAAAUCAAGGUAUAAACUACUCAUCCAGAUAAGGUCGAACCGAUUCCAAGAAUUCCUAUGUGAAUCAUGUAAAUUUCGAGUAUCAUUUCAAUUGUCCAAUUUGGUGUGUUCGUGAUUUGCAACAGAUAAUGUAAUACAAGUUGGUCUUGUGAACUUAUAGUUGGAUCAAAUUUUCUGACAGGGCCAUGGCUAAUGUAACAUAAUGUUUUAGCUUCCAUCCGCUUGUCACUCAUGUAGAGAUGAAUCUGUUAUAAAAUUUUACAAGUGAUAUGCAAGUUAUGUAAUAGUAUUUUUUAUAA